Messenger RNA from Maudiozyma saulgeensis, 1578 nucleotides. Lineage: Eukaryota; Fungi; Ascomycota; Saccharomycetes; Saccharomycetales; Saccharomycetaceae. The record is from the annotation of a GenBank genome assembly.
AUGGCAUUGGAAGCGCUGGAAAAUAUUACACAGAAGGACUAUAAGUUCAAGAACUGGGCUGGUAUCUACAGUUGUAAGCCACAAUUGUAUUUCCAACCAACCACAAUAGAUGAAGUGUCCAGUGUUGUUAAGAAUGCAAGGGCUCUAGGUAAGACAAUUGUGACCGUUGGGUCAGGCCAUUCUCCUAGUAACAUGUGUAUCACCAAUGAAUGGUUGAUGAAUUUAGAUAAAUUAAACAAAGUCUUAGGGUUUGAAGAGUUUAAGGAUUCACAUUUCGCCGAUGUUUCUGUAGAGGCUGGUAUUCGUGUUUUCCAAAUUAACGAAUACGUUGCUACUAAAAAUUAUGCGGUUCAAAACUUGGGUUCCAUCUCCGAACAAAGUAUUGCAGGUAUUAUCUCUACAGGGACUCACGGUUCCUCACCAUUCCAUGGUCUGGUAUCAUCGAAUAUCGUAAAUUUAACAAUUGUCAAUGGUUUAGGGGAAGUCGUAUUUUUAGACUCUGAAAACCACCCAGAAGUAUUCAGGGCCGCUUUACUUUCCUUAGGUAAGAUUGGUAUCAUUGUUAGAGCUACUGUUCGUGUUGUACCUGCAUUCAAUAUUAAAUCUACUGAAGAAGUAAUUACUUUUGAGGAUUUGCUAGAAAGUUGGGAUACUCUAUGGACAUCAUCCGAAUUUAUCAGAGUUUGGUGGUAUCCUUAUUCUCGCAAAUGUGUUCUAUGGAGAGGUAAUAAGACUGAGGAUAUACCAACAAAACCACGUAAGAGUUGGUGGGGUACUACUUUAGGUAGAAUCUUUUAUGAAACGUUACUAUGGUUAUCUUGUAAAAUCUAUACUCCACUAACGCCAUAUGUUGAAAGAUUCGUUUUUCAAAGACAAUAUGGUAAACUUGGCGGUAAAGGUAAUGGAAACACUGCUGUGGCAACCUCUGUUAAAGCAUUUAAUAUGGAUUGUUUAUUCUCUCAAUUUGUUAACGAAUGGGGGUGUCCACUAGAAAAUGGUCCACAAAUUUUACGUUCAUUAGAUCACAGCAUUAGCCAAGCUAACCAAAACAAAGAAUUUUACGUUCAUGUUCCAAUGGAAAUUCGUUGUUCCAACACUACUCUACCUUCUGAACCACUUGAUACUAAGAAUAGAACUGUUACUAGUCGUGGUACAGUAUAUGGUAACAUCUUACGUCCAUAUUUGGAUAAUACCCCAUCUGGUUGUAGAUACACUCCUUUGAACAGUGUAACUAACAGCCAAUUGACACUAUACAUCAAUGCUACCAUCUACAGACCAUUUGGUUACAAUACUAGAAUCCAUGAAUGGUACUCUAUAUUUGAAGAUACAAUGUCCGUUGCUGGCGGGAAACCUCACUGGGCAAAGAAUUUCUUGGGAUCCACAAAUAACACCGCAGGUGAGAUCAAGGAAGAGUCUGAAUAUGACGAUUUUGAAGGUAGAGGUCUGGGUAGAAAGAUCAAGGAAUGGUAUGGCGAUGAUCUUGUAGCCUUCAGAAAUAUCAGAGAGCAACAGGACCCAGAUAAUGUCUUCUUAAUGAAUAAAGAAUGGGCAUUCCGUAACGGAAUUGCCAAUGAAUAA